AUGUCUUACGAAUACGACAGCCGGUACUACCAGCGCCCGCGCCAUGACUCUCACUAUACAUCUCGCGACAGCACUGCCUAUGCCUACUCGCGGCACGACCAGACUCUAGCUGAGGCUCGCGAGCAGCUGGCAGACAUGCGCCAAAGCAACCCAUAUACGUCGUCCUACAACACCUACAGCGCCUACGAACCCCGCACUUCCCCACCCCGACAGUCGGCGCCGCAUUCAUACAGGCCGCACCUGCAGAAGAGGACAUGGCCGCCGUCUCCAAGUGUCGAGGACGAGAGGGAGGCGCUAGCAAAAGAGGCGCCGGCGUCUGUGGGGUCGUCAGGGCAGGCCGAGGGUGAGCCGCCGAUCAACACGCGGGGCACCGUCGACCAGGACUCGCUCCUCGACGAGAUCGAGCAGCCGAGAGUCGUACAAGACCAUGACCGCCGCUUUGUGCUCGUGUCUGAGAACAGCCCAGACGACCAUGGCACGCAUACGACCAGCACGCUUCGGGACCGUCGCCGGAGGAGUUUUGCUGAGCGUGGGGGCAUGUCGCACAUCAACACUGACGUCCCGGACCCCCCUCUGUUCGUCGAACGAGAGAGGACCCCCUACGGCUAUUCCAAGCCCCAGAAAGAGUCUACCGCACCGUCUACUGCCGAGUACAUGCGCUCUCCAGAACCCAUGACCCCCUCGAGACCGAGACCAAGUGAAAGCCGGCACAACUCCUACACGACGUCGCGAUCGUCCAAGAAGGAGUACGUCUUCGACUCCGAAUCCGAAACCGACAGCACUACCCACCUGCGAACCGAACGAAAGCCUGCGCGUUACAGCUUCGUGAAGAGCGACCUACAACGGGAGGACCUAAGGACAAAUCUGCGCGAGACACACGAGAGGCCUGAAUCGCAUCGGCGGGAUUCUGGACAGCGUCCACUGCCGACGAUACGUAAGGGUGAUUCGUCAGGCUCCUCAAAGGAAUACUCGAAUGCUCACUCACCGCGCUCAUCCUCGUCCUCGCUGAACAGCACAAGAAAAUCAAGACCUGUGCCUGUCGACACUAUCUCCGCCAACAGUUCGCGCCCAUUAUCCAGACCAGGCUCACCAUCGCAGCGCGCACCCUCACCUCAACUACCCACACGCCUACGCGAUUCUCCUCCAGACUCUCGACCAUCCUCUCGCGGUGGCGCUCGACCGGCCUCUCCCCUGUCUUUCUCAACGACAUUCCAGCCUUCUUCGCCAGGCCGUGGUCGGGUACCCAUAUCAGAGGCGGAUUGGCACUCCACGUAUCCUCCCGCACCCACCAGCGACAGAUCAAGACAGCCUUCUCGAUAUGGUAGAUACGAUACCAUGCCGCUUCCAAGGCCUCGAAUCGAUGUUCACAGUCCGUCCCCGGCGAGACAAUCAAGUUCCGACUCUGCUUUACCAUAUCCCAUAGACGAUCAGCUCAUCGAUGUCUUCAUGCCGCCAGAAGAGCACUAUCAGUUUGAUCACUCGACUGUUGGAUCGCCAAGAGACAGCUAUGUGGAUAUUCCGAGAGCGAGUUCGCCGUCGGUUCCUGGCUCACCAUAUACGAGAGAAUUGCCUUCCCGGUCUAGGAGACAAGACCCUGAGAUAGUAGAGGAGUCGGCACGUACAACAAGGACCAGAUCGGAUAGUCUUCGUUCACAGGACGGCCGCCGUGAUAGGUCGUCUCGGAGGACUGCUUCUAUGGACAGGCCGCUCCCUGAUUGCCCAAGAUCUGUCAAAUCUGGACCUUAUGAUGAUUGGUAUGCUUUACAAGGCCACAAGAACUUUAACAUCUGCCCUAGCUGUUACGAAGGCGUCUUUGCUGGAACGCCUUUUGACGUGGAUUUCAGACAGAUAUGGUUGGGCGACUGGCCGGCCGAGCGGACCUGUGAUUUUAGCAGUCCCUGGACACGUCUUGCAUGGUUACUUACAGUAAAGCAACGUCGUACAUCACUCGAUCUGAUUUAUGCAAUCGCGGAUAUCAUGGAUUAUGUAGUCAGUCCAUGCCCUGGAGAUCGUGAAGCCGGCGCAGAACGUAAUGUCAGCUGGUACGGCAUUCCUAAUCAACGGGACGGCACCCAUAUAGCCAACUUUGCUAUAUGUUCAAGUGAUAGGAGAAUGAUCGAGGCUUUAUUGCCAUCACUUCGGGGUUGCUUCACCAAGAUUCCGCGUGGUUAUAUCGAUUCUUCGGAUACAUGUAGCUUACGUACAAGCUCCUCUCGCUUCGCCAAAUACCUGGACCUACUCGUGGAACUUGACAGGGAGGCUGAAUUGUCCGGCCAACUACCCGACUUGAAUCGCUUCAUCAAGUUGAUCCGGGAAAACUCUUUCAAGGGCGAGUGUGCAAGGUCCAGGACUUUGUUCCGCAAACCAUGGCAUUUUGUCCCCUCUCUACCCGAGUUUACAGUGUGUGAGCAAUGCUAUGAUGAGCUCAUCUGGCCCGCCACCCAGUCCAAAUCCGUAACGUCUCCUAUACCACAUCUAUUCAACAAGUCGAUUCAGCUAGUGCCUGGUGAGGAUCCAGAUGUCGGAUCAAGCUGCUGUCUGUGGAGCAAGAGGAUGCGCGAGGUUUGGAGGGAAACGCUCAAAUAUGACGACUUUUCAUAUCUCAAAAGCCAAGCCAGAGAGAGGAAGAGGGCGGAGGCUAAGUACAUGAAGAACAGGAAACAGAUAGCCGAGUGGCUGGGCGAUGCACCAAAGGGAAGUAGGAAGUAUGCGGAGGCAGAGGACGCAAUGAGGGAACUGAAAAAGAGCUGGUAUACUUAUGAGUGA
This is a messenger RNA of Alternaria arborescens, 2766 nucleotides long. RefSeq lists its product as hypothetical. The transcript has a single exon. The record is from RefSeq and is a predicted model, not a curated record. Bases 1 to 2766 code for a protein of 921 amino acids. NCBI's taxonomy places the organism in Eukaryota, Fungi, Ascomycota, Dothideomycetes, Pleosporales, Pleosporaceae.